Molecule: messenger RNA, 2138 nt
Organism: Diaporthe batatas
Lineage: Eukaryota; Fungi; Ascomycota; Sordariomycetes; Diaporthales; Diaporthaceae
Exons: 5
Coding region: 205-1728 (507 amino acids)
Molecular function (GO): monooxygenase activity; heme binding; iron ion binding
Source: RefSeq, a predicted model, not a curated record
GAUGUGGAAUCAGGGUCGCCUGCCAGGAUAUUUAAGGAACAGGCUCACACCCUCUGCAGAUUCAAGUUGAAGCUGGUCACCUGCUCUCGCCAGUCUUGUUCCUACUUCAGGACCUAAUGGCACCGUCUCAUUUUGUCUUUUAGUUGAGACUUGGCUACCCCAGAAUCACCGCGAAGAUCUCUUGAGCCCUUUUAUCUGUCAACGAUGCAAUCGUUAUACUCUGGGCUGUUAGGCCCGCACGAGACCAUGGCGCUUGCAUUGGCAUUCACUGUUGCUAUUGUUUGGUGGUUCGUUUCUGCAUUCAGAAAUUGGUACCGCCUUUCUCACGUUCCCGGGCCGUUCCUGGCUUCAAUAUCUUCACUGUGGAUGGUCAAGAAAGUCCUGAGUGGAACCGUCGCAGAAGCCUUGCUGGGCCUACAACAGCAUGGGCGUCUCGUGAGAGUGGGUCCGAACUACCUUUUGACAGACGAUCCGGACACUCUCCGCCAAAUAGCGUCUGCCAGAAGCGAAUACAACAGGGAUGAGUGGUGGGAAAGCUUGAGCCUGACGCCAGGACAUUCCAAUCUCGCAACCAUUCUGGAAAUAGGACCCCAUGAUAAGGUCAAAGCCAAGAUGUCUGCCGCUUACGGCGGUCGAGACAACAUGGACAUGGAGAGGAGGGUCGAGGCAAAGAUCAUGCACAUGAAGGAUGUCAUACGCCAAAGAUACGUUUGCGAAGGCGACCAAGCCAAAUCUGUCGACCUCGCGCGUUUGUCCUAUUACUUCACUCUGGACAUCAUCACCGACCUGGCUUACGGCGAGUCGUUUGGCUUCUUGGAUGCCGAGGGCGACUUGUACAACUAUACAAAAUCCCUGGACCAGCUGCUCAAUGUGACUGGUGUUGUCUCAGAACUCCCUACCAUGCGGAAAAUUGUCAACUUUCCCGCGGUCAACUAUUUCUUGAGACCCAAUUUCUCCGACAAAUCAGGCUUGGGUCGUUUGAUGGGGAUCGCCCGAGACAUAAUUGAGAAGCGGUACGAAAGCGGCGAGGUGAACCACGGAGACAUGCUGGGAUCCUUCAUGCGCCACGGGAUAGAAAAGGGGCCUGCCAUAGACGAAGUGCCGCUUCAACUAAUUGCCGGCGCGGAGACCAGCUCAACAGUCAUCAGGAGUACCAUGUGCUUUCUAAUGACAACCCCUCGGGUCUACCAGAAGCUCAAGUCACACAUCAAUGAGGCAAUCCAGGCCGGUGUAGCAUCAUCACCCAUAACCGUGGAGGAGGCGAAAAAGCUACCAUACCUGCAGGCCGUCCUCUCUGAAGGAAUCAGGAUGCGUCCACCGGCGCCAUACGGCCACUACAAGGUUGUUCCUCCAGGCGGCGACACCCUCAAUGGCCUGUUCAUCCCCGAGGGGACGGCUGUCGGGCACAACUCGUUCUCGAUGAUGAGACGAAAGGAAAUUUUCGGGGAAGACGUGGGGAUAUUCCGGCCGGAGCGCUGGCUCGAGUGCAGUGACGCCCAGAGACAGCAAAUGGACCGGACAGUUGACAUCCACUUCGGGGGAGGCCGGUGGAUGUGCGCCGGUAAGCUCGUGGCCUAUACUGAGCUGUACAAGAUAUACUUCGAGCUCUUGAGGGAGUUUGAUUUCCAGCUCGUCAAUACGUCGAUGCCAUACAAGGAAGAUUCCUUUGUGCUCUGGAGACAGAGGGAUAUGCAUGUCAGGAUCUCCAAGGCCACUUGGGGUAACUGAUGGUAAUCAGUUUCUACGAGGAGGACGCAAAUUCCUGUGUCUCUGGGAGGAAUUCGAGAUAGCGGAUAUAUUGUCUCAACGCAAACGGGAACUCCCAAGACGAGAUAGUCAAAACUAUCAGUAGUUGUGGCCGUUGCAAACCCGGGGUUCUCCCUAGAACUUGCAAGUGUGGAAUUGGGAUUGCUCGGCUUUGUCUGCAUUCACUUCGAUUUGACCUUGCGCAUCAAGUGAACAGGACCUACGCCCCAGCACCUACAUACUUUGGUAUAUAUAGUCCCAUGGUAUGGCGCUUCGAAAUAAUUGCAGUAAGCAUUGCUCACGGCUAUCGUAUCUGCAAAAUGCCUAAAAAGGGCCCAGUAGAAAUGAUGAUCUGAAUUAUUCCCGUGGACUGGUCCGAUGUGAAUCUCGCU